Messenger RNA from Oncorhynchus tshawytscha (Chinook salmon), 1841 nucleotides. RefSeq names its product rab GDP dissociation inhibitor beta. NCBI's taxonomy places the organism in Eukaryota, Metazoa, Chordata, Actinopteri, Salmoniformes, Salmonidae. The record is from RefSeq and is a predicted model, not a curated record. Bases 114 to 1460 code for a protein of 448 amino acids. The transcript has 11 exons. Gene Ontology annotation, biological process: vesicle-mediated transport; small GTPase-mediated signal transduction; protein transport. Gene Ontology annotation, cellular component: cytoplasm. Gene Ontology annotation, molecular function: Rab GDP-dissociation inhibitor activity.
AGGGAUCAUUACCUACGCUGCGCAAGCCGGAAAACUUUUCAACUACCAAACAGCCAUUCCAUUUUCACUGACAUAAAUAACCGUAGGAAUAAGGUAAAGGAGGACACUCAGCUAUGGAUGAAGAAUACGAUGUUAUCGUUCUCGGUACCGGCUUAACGGAAUGCAUUCUGUCUGGCAUUAUGUCAGUGAAGGGGAAGAAGGUGCUUCAUAUGGACAGGAACUCGUACUAUGGAGCAGAGAGCGCUUCCAUCACACCACUGGAAGACUUGUACAAGCGCUUCAGCCUUCCAGGUAAACCUCCGGAGUCCAUGGGAAGAGGUCGGGACUGGAGCGUGGACCUCAUCCCAAAGUUCCUGAUGGCCAAUGGUCAGCUGGUGAGGAUGUUGCUGAUCACUCAGGUGACCCGUUACCUGGACUUCAAGGUGAUCGAGGGCAGCUUUGUCUACAAGAAGGGAGCCAUCUACAAAGUGCCUGUCACUGAGACAGAGGCACUGGCCUCCAGUUUGAUGGGGAUUUUUGAGAAGAGGCGGUUUAGGAACUUCUUGAUCUUCGUUGCCAACUACGACACGAAAGAUCCCAAAACCAUGGAGGGUGUUGACCCCAACAAGUCGUCGAUGCGUGCCCUGUACAAGAAGUUCAGCCUGGGCCAGGAUGUGAUGGACUUCACUGGUCACGCCCUCGCUCUCUACAGGACAGACGACUACCUGGAUCAGCCCUGCAUCAACACUAUCAAUAGGAUCAAACUGUACAGUGAGUCUCUGGCCAGAUAUGGCAAGAGUCCUUACCUCUACCCUCUCUACGGCCUGGGGGAGCUGCCACAAGGCUUUGCCAGGUUGAGCGCUAUCUAUGGUGGCACCUACAUGCUGAACAAGCCCAUAGAGGAGAUUGUUAUGGAGAAUGGAAAGGUGGUGGGGGUAAAGUCAGAGGGAGAGAUAGCCCGCUGUAAGCAGCUGAUCUGUGACCCCAGCUACAUCAUGGACAGAGUCAGCAAAGUUGGCCAAGUGGUCCGUAUCAUCUGUGUCAUGAGCCACCCCAUCAAGAACACCGGCGACGUCAACUCCUGCCAGAUCAUCAUCCCUCAGAUCCAGGUCAACAGGAAACAUGACAUCUACGUGUGUAUGAUCUCCUCGGCCCACAAUGUGGCAGCACAGGGCAAGUACAUUGCCAUCGCCAGCAGCGUAGUGGAGACUAACGACCCAGAGAAGGAACUCAAGCCAGCCCUAGAUCUCCUGGAGCCCAUUGAACAGAAGUUUGUGAGCAUCAGUGAUCAAUAUGCACCAACUGACAUGGGAAAAGACAGCCAGAUAUUUAUUUCACGUACGUAUGACGCAACAACCCACUUUGAGACCACCUGUGACGACAUCAAGGACAUCUACGAGCGUGCGAUGGGCACGGAGUUUGACUUUGCAGAGAUGGAGCGCACGAAGAACGACAUCUUUGGAGACGCAGGUGAUCAGUGAUAGUAUAACCAACAUGUCCAGACAACUCCCAAAUCUUAACAAACUGGUUUAUAAUCCAAAUGUAUGGUUGGAAUCUGUAUCUAUGACCCUUUAAAACAAUGGAAAUACAUUUUGUAGAAAAAAGAAGAAUGAAAUAUGUUUUACUAAUAAACGAACGAUUUGUGAUGGCUGCGUUUUGUAGGCUAAUUUGCUUGACAGUUAGUUAAAGACAUGCAAUUAUCACAUUGUGUGACAUUAUGAAGGUUUCUUCACUUUCUGACAAAUGUGAAUGUCGACAAAUAAUUGGUUUUAUUCGGGUUUAUACAUAGACAAUAUAAAUGGUAUUUUUUACACAAGGCACUAUUCUGUUGUUAAAGUGAAAUAAAGAUGUAUUUUACCUGG